AUUAUUCGUAUCGUAAGAUUCUCGUAUUGAUAAUCAUUUGUGGGGGCUUAUUGCUUUACUUCGGUCCACUUGUUGCACACUGGCUAUUUUCUUCGACCGGAGAAUCAGUGCAAGUUUUAGCCACAGCUUCCGGAAAGAAAUUUGGGUUAUCGAUAAAUCGGUUACAAUUUAGAAGUAGUUUUAUUCUGUAAGGAAACGAAACAAAAUCCCGAAACUGAUUGCGUAGUAUGUGCCAGAAAGGACGGAAGAAUAGAUAUGAGAUAUCGCUACAAAGACUAUGACAUGGAACCGUGGAUAGACGAUCGUUUUAAUCUAUUUGUUAAAAAUUUAAUUUACGAGUGUUAUGAGAGACAAUAACUAUUUAUCUAAGAAUCUGCUACAACAUGGGUCAUAAGCAUCUAUUUCGCUUGACAGUCUACAUAGAAACAUUACUUUUCGAUAACAAAUUUCUAAUAAAGGAAUAUAUAUAGUGCGCAGUAAUUUCAAUGUAUCCCUUUGAUCCAACACUGUGUUUAGAUUUGCAUUACUCGCUAAAAUUCGUGACCAAUAUCGUUAAUCAUUCGAAGAUUAUUGUAUGAACGAAAGACUGGCUCCAUUUCGUUUAGACGCAGAAGAAUAUAAUGUCAACAUCCUUCACAAUCCACAGAAGGAAAAUGAACAUAAUUAUUUACCGUAUAUUGGUAACGGAGUUUUCGGAAUUCCAAUUUUACCUGAAUCUGGUAUAUAUAUAAAACGAGGACGAGCAUUAUCGUUGCCAGUUCCAUGGCAGCCAUUCAUUUCUCACUCGUUGCCCAAAAGUAACUCCCAUCGAGAAGCUACGGUUACAGAUUUUACAAAUGGGGUCGUUUACCACUAUCAGUGUCUGAGAGAAAGAUAUUAUAUAGAAUUUCAGUAUUACGCUCAUAGAGUAUUCGAUGCGAUAGCAGUGCAAGAUAUAAAGAUAGUUAAUCCAUUCUCAUUUUCGCAAAAUGUACCGUUGAAACAUCAGAUGCCUACGCACUGGAGCAAUUCCCACUUGGAAUCGAUCAAAAUGCCAGUAGAUGAUUUUAUACAAGAGUACAACUUGAUCAGUGGAUUUGUUCCGUUACCUGAUUCGAAUAAGAUUGUAACUGUUUCGAUGCUUUACAAGGUUCCGCCAAGGGUAGUGCAGGUUAAAGCAAGGAGUACCGUAAAAUUAAAAUUCAUGAUUAGUGUACAAUACAGCGAACCUAUUACCAUGGAAGAGUAUCACGUUCAUUAUGAAAUAACGAAAAAAAAAGCCAUCGAGGCAAUGAAAAAAAUAACUAGAGUUACACAACGAAAUUUGAAGAACGACCAUGCCAAUCUGUGGCAAAGUUACUGGUACACGAGCCUUAGUAUAAGCGAUUCCAAAGCCGAUAGCGUUAUUAAUGGUCAUAAAAUAAAUUCCACGAUGUACUAUGUGUUAUCGCAAAUUUCAAAGGGCGUUCCGGACGUGGAGAAAAAUGUAGCCAUGAACGAAGGUUGUUAUCGCGGACAUCAUACUUUGGACGCGCCGCGUUUGUGGAAAGAUACGUCCACGGUUUCCGGUAUGAAUAGCGUGGUCGAGGCAUGGUUAAUAACGCUGGAGAAACAAGGUUGCCAUCAUUUAAUGACCGGUGACCCAUCGGCGGUGCAACAGGCUAUUGUUCUGAGCCUCGGUGGCCUACGUUUCAGCAAUCAGCAUCUCGAAUUCAACAUCGAUCCGCAAUAUCUUCAUCGAGACUACUUAUUUAGAAGAAUAAGUUACGGUAACGUGACUCAUGUAAAUAUAUCGGUAACGGUUGGGGAAGACAAUCGUGCAGUUUUGGGCGUAGCUUUGGACAAAAGCGACAGUGUUUAUUUCGGCUGUGAUGCUGGCUGUUUGGACGCGCCUGUUUCCUUGAGUCAAUCGUACACAAAUUUUCCAGUGAAAUUAACGAAACCGUUAACGGCCAUAUUAUACAUAACGUCUGAUCAUCAGCAUAUGCAAGACCUGCGAAAUGCGUUACACGUACACGCGGUGCACGACGCUCCAGCGCACGAUCAUCUUGUAAUGGCUUUACAUAAACAUGGACAUCAGCUUGGAGGAUUGCCAACACUUUUUUGGAUUAGCAUAUGUUUUCUUAUAAUCGUGUUCCAUUUGUUCCUUUGUAAGCUUAUUAUUAACGAAUAUUAUAACCCUCAAGAGAAACAGAAAAUCGCAACUAUAGAGUAUGUGGCGAUAGCGUAGGGGCAUUUGUAAGGUUGGCAGCGCGAGUGGCGCCAGCUGGUGGUAAUAGGCUGAAGACAUGAGACAGAGAACCAGCG
Molecule: messenger RNA, 2286 nt
Organism: Colletes gigas
Lineage: Eukaryota; Metazoa; Arthropoda; Insecta; Hymenoptera; Colletidae
Exons: 10
Coding region: 575-2209 (544 amino acids)
Source: RefSeq, a predicted model, not a curated record